AUGUGGUUAGAGAGGCGGAGGAAAAAGUUCGCCUCGCCCGACAAAGGUUGGCAACGGCGCAAUCGAGACACAAAAACUAUGCCGAUCAACGACGAAAGGAUAUUGAGAGUGGCAUACAAGUUGGCUCUAUUACCGAGGCUUGCGGGAGUACAUGACGUGUUCCACGUGUCCACACUCCGCAAGUAUAUUCACGACCCGGAUCACAUCCUCUCGUAUGUACCGACUGAACUUCAAGAGGACAUGACUUAUGAGGAGUUCCCGGCAUACAUCGUAGACCGAGAAGUAAGAAAACUCCGAAGCCGGGAGAUCCCGUAUGUUAAAAUUCAUUGGAGCGAACACAGCGACCGGGAAGAGACUUGGGAGCUCGAGGACGCGAUGAAGGAGCGUUACCCUCACCUCUUCGAGGAGCUGGCGUGA
This is a messenger RNA of Ananas comosus (pineapple), 417 nucleotides long. RefSeq lists its product as uncharacterized. The record is from RefSeq and is a predicted model, not a curated record. The coding region runs from base 1 to 417 and encodes 138 amino acids. The transcript has 2 exons. NCBI's taxonomy places the organism in Eukaryota, Viridiplantae, Streptophyta, Magnoliopsida, Poales, Bromeliaceae.